CUCACACGGAUUAGCUCAACAACUUGGAGAUCUCGAUAGAAAAUGCCGAGCGCCCUUCUUAUUAAUCGUAUUAAGGACGACACGUCAAUGCGGCAACGACCAACUUGCUAUGUCGACUACUUCUCCCACGAUUGGCAUUACGAGGCCAUUCAGCGAUCCUGGAGCUAUAUCGUGGCAAAUACAAAAGAAUUCGAUAUGCAGCUCGAUUAGAAAAUGCGUCUUUAAGAAUAUGGAUGAAACUACUAAACGAUCUGAAAACCAUACCGCCUGAGGCCCUGAAUUGGUUGAAAGAAUGUGAUGAUACGUGGCUUUAUGGGCCUUUACAGCCAAUUGAUGGUGCUUCAGAAUCAUGGGAUAAUAUUACCUCAGAUUCGUCUGGUAAAAGGCCUAGCCUGAAAAAGAGGAGCACACUAGAGACCAUGUUUCAGGAAUAUUACUACUCCACGUCAGGAAGCUGGGUAAUCAGGGGUAACGGAGAGACACAAACAGCUACGAAUAGACGAGCCGCAGGUAGACUGUUCCGUCUCUUGCCAUCUUCAAUUUUGAGACUUCUAUCCGUUAGUGGGGAAGAUAAAUAUGUCCGUUUUAGUGAAGAAGUCACAAUAUAUUCAUAUAUCUAGACAUUAAGAAAAAU
Molecule: messenger RNA, 634 nt
Organism: Trichoderma asperellum CBS 433.97
Lineage: Eukaryota; Fungi; Ascomycota; Sordariomycetes; Hypocreales; Hypocreaceae
Source: RefSeq, a predicted model, not a curated record